This is a messenger RNA of Euleptes europaea (tarantolino), 1544 nucleotides long. RefSeq names its product 4-aminobutyrate aminotransferase (gene ABAT). Gene Ontology annotation, cellular component: mitochondrion. Gene Ontology annotation, biological process: GABA catabolic process. Gene Ontology annotation, molecular function: pyridoxal phosphate binding. The record is from RefSeq and is a predicted model, not a curated record. The transcript is spliced from 15 exons. NCBI's taxonomy places the organism in Eukaryota, Metazoa, Chordata, Lepidosauria, Squamata, Sphaerodactylidae. The coding region runs from base 36 to 1538 and encodes 500 amino acids.
CGUGCUUGUUUUUCCAAAGGAGAGCAUAGAGUAAAAUGGCCUUGAUGCUGCUGAACCGACACUUGGCUUGCUUGCUGCAACAGAACUCCAGGAUAUUUGCAGCCGGACACAGAGGGAUCAGCCAAGCCGCAGCCAAAAUCGACGUGGAGUUUGACUAUGACGGGCCGCUCAUGAAGACGGAAGUCCCUGGGCCCAAAUCCAGGGAAUUAAUGAAACAGCUGAAUGGAAUUCAGAAUGCGGAGGCGGUCCACUUUUUUUGCAACUACGAGGAGAGCCGAGGGAAUUACCUCGUUGACGCGGACGGGAACCGCAUGCUGGAUCUCUACUCUCAGAUUUCUUCCAUCCCGAUAGGCUACAGCCAUCCAUCUCUGAUCAAGCUCCUGCAACAGCCCCAGAAUCUGAGGACUUUCGUCAACAGGCCUGCCCUGGGGAUUUUGCCCCCCGAAAACUUUCCAGAAAAGCUAAAGGAAUCCUUGCUGACAGUGGCUCCUAAGGGUCUGCCUCAGGUGAUGACCAUGUCGUGCGGAUCUUGCUCGAACGAAAACGCCUUCAAAACCAUCUUCAUGUGGUACAGGAACAAAGAACGGGGCCGCAACAGCGUGACCAAGGAAGAGCUGGAGACGUGCAUGAUCAACCAGCCUCCAGGUUGUCCAGACUAUAGCAUGCUAUCCUUCAUGGGUGGAUUUCAUGGGAGAACCAUGGGUUGCUUGGCCACCACCCACUCGAAAGCCAUCCACAAGCUCGACAUCCCUUCCUUCGACUGGCCCAUCGCUCCGUUUCCGAAACUCAAGUACCCUCUGGAGGAGUUUGUGAAAGAAAACGAACAGGAAGAAGCCCGCUGUUUGGAGGAGGUGGAAGAUCUGAUUGUAAAAUACAGGAAAAAGAAAAAAGUGGUAGCGGGAAUCAUCGUCGAGCCAAUUCAGUCGGAAGGGGGAGACAACCACGCUUCGGAUGACUUCUUCCGAAAGUUGAGGGACAUCACCAGGAAGCACGGCUGUGGUUUCUUGGUGGACGAGGUACAGACGGGCGGCGGCUGCACCGGCAAGUUCUGGGCGCACGAACACUGGGGCCUGGAGGACCCGGCUGACGUGCUGACCUUCAGCAAGAAGAUGAUGACGGGCGGGUUUUUCCACAAGGAGGAAUUCCGGCCCAACGCUCCCUAUCGUAUUUUCAACACGUGGCUCGGGGAUCCCUCCAAGAACCUCCUGCUGGCAGAAGUCAUUAACGUUAUUAAAAGAGAGGACCUCCUCGGCAACGCUACCCAUGCAGGGAAGGCCCUGUUGACGGGGCUGCUAGAGUUACAGAAUCGCUACCCUCACCUGAUCAGCAGGGCGCGAGGACGGGGGACGUUCUGUUCAUUUGACACUCCCAACGACGCCAUUAGGAACAAGCUCAUAUUAUUAGCAAGAAACAAAGGUGUGGUCUUGGGAGGCAGUGGUGACCGAUCGAUCCGUUUCCGACCCACCCUGGUCUUCCGAGACCACCAUGCGCAUCUCUUCCUGAAUAUCUUCAGCGAUAUCUUGGCCGACUUCAAGUAGCGGCAU